This is a messenger RNA of Ramularia collo-cygni, 273 nucleotides long. RefSeq lists its product as uncharacterized. The record is from RefSeq and is a predicted model, not a curated record. NCBI's taxonomy places the organism in Eukaryota, Fungi, Ascomycota, Dothideomycetes, Mycosphaerellales, Mycosphaerellaceae. The coding region runs from base 1 to 273 and encodes 90 amino acids. The transcript has a single exon.
AUGCUACUGUCAAGACCUAUCCUCGAAGUUGUGAGGAGCAUCAUUACACGUGCAUAUUGUGUCUUACCAGCAGGUCUGCAGAAGGGGUCAAACCCACGCAAAGAGUUCAAUUCGAACACUGUCAAACUGGACCCAGAGGAUGCUACUCACGAAGAUUCAACUUCCGAAUCCAAGGAAGCAGAGGUCAAGGAUGAGGCAGAGGUCAAGAAGGAGAGUAUUUCGAAUGGUGGAACGAACUCCCAAGGUCCUGCCAUCUCGGAAGACUGGGAAUAG